Messenger RNA from Stylophora pistillata, 3446 nucleotides. RefSeq names its product heat shock 70 kDa protein 12A-like. The record is from RefSeq and is a predicted model, not a curated record. Gene Ontology annotation, molecular function: ATP-dependent protein folding chaperone; ATP binding. Lineage: Eukaryota; Metazoa; Cnidaria; Anthozoa; Scleractinia; Pocilloporidae.
CGCGACUUGUCAAAUAACAUGGUGCCUUCGGCCUUCCUAGAAUGGGAGAGUAACAGUUCACUGGGUGAUAACUUCCUAUUUUUAAUCUUGGAACUCACGUAACCUACAUUAUUUAUAACUGACACGACACAUGAACAAUAAACGAUUCCGGGAAAUUUCCCCUCGUCUUGAAUACUGAAGUCAUUUGCAUAAAAAAGUCUCUGCACGUUUUUAAUUUUCUGGUUGCUCAGCUUAUUCUGUUUGGAGGAGACGUCUUGCAGAAAUGGCAUCUUCGUCAGGUAACGGUACUCAUCAUGAGGAGUCUUACCUUGCAACCAUAGGGAUAGACUUUGGCACAACCUUCAGUGGGUUUGCUUUCUCAUUCAACAAAGACGAAGGGAAAGAUGCGAUUUUUUUGAACCGGGAUUGGGUCAAUGAUCAGGGCCAUCGAACCAGCAAGACCCCAACAUGUCUGCUUCUUAAACCAGACUUGUCAUUUGACUCGUUUGGGUACACAGCGAUGGAGAGAUACUCCGGUUUAAAAAGCAUGUAUGAAGAAAAAGAAUUCUUCUUUUUCCAGCAUUUUAAGAUGGAGUUGCACAACGAAGAGACCAUUGACCUGCAAGCUACCAUCCCUGACGCCAGAUAUAAACGCGUACAAGCAAAGAAAGUGUUUGCCCAUGCCAUACGGUUUCUGGGAGAUGAGGCGAUUAAUUUCAUUCGCCAAGAAACUGGAGAUCAGAGUUUCAAGGUUGAAGAUGUUUUGUGGGUUCUGACUGUACCAGCCAUAUGGAGUCCAAGAGCAAAACAGUUGAUGAGAGAAGCAGCUUAUGAGGCUGGUACCGUCUGUCGUGAUCAUCCAGAGCAGUUGGUUAUCGCUUUAGAACCUGAAGCGGCCGCGAUAUUCUGCACUGAGAGAAAAAUGGACGCGAUACUGUCAGAGAAACUUGAUGUGUCAGUGGAUGGACUUUUGUCCCAACUGAAUGCACAGUACAUGGUUGUCGACAUUGGAGGAGGUACUCUUGACGUCACCGUCCACGAAAAGCAAGAUGACGGUAGAAUUAGGGAAAUCCACAAGGUUACAGGUGGGCCCUAUGGCGGAAACAAGGUGAAUCAUCAGUUCGAAGGUCUUCUAGAUGAGCUAUUUGGUGCCGAAAAACUUUAUGAGUACCGCAAGCUAUUUCCCAUUGACUGGCUUCACUUAAAAAAUGAUUUCGAGGAGAAGAAACGCGGCGUUCGUUCUCAACAAAAAAAGGAAACCCGAAUUCGUCUGCCGUAUAGCUUUGUUUCGACCAUUAAUAAAUUUUUGCCUCAUUCUCUGGCCCGUUACGGCGAAGGUGAAAUUAAACUGCAAAGGAACGAAUAUCUCUGCCUCAGCCCAAGCGUGAUGAUAAAACAGUUUGAACCUGUUUUGGAAGCAAUGAAAGAUCAUUUGGAUGUCUUACUGAGCAAACCAGAGCUUUCAAAAGUAAAAGUAAUGCUACUUGUUGGAGGAUUUGCAGAAUCUCCUAUUCUUCAGCAGAAAAUAAUGGAAAAGUUCAACUGUAGAUGCCGUGUGAUUGUACCACGUGACGCAGCUAAAGCAGUGGUUCAGGGAGCCGUGAUGUUUGGUCAGCUUCCCGAUAGAAUUUCCCAAAGGGUUAUGUCCACAACAUAUGGCUGUGCCUGCUGCCGAGAUUUUAUACAAGGUAUCCAUCCAAAUGAAAAGAAAUUCAUAGCUGAUGGCGUAGAAAAGUGCCGUGACUUAUUCGCUUGUUUCGUUAAGGAAGAUGAAGAGGUGAAACUUGGUCAAAGAAUCCGGCAAGUCUUUCACCCAGUGUACGCUAACCAGACAGAGGUACCCUUUGGAUUUUACACCUCAAGCAACGCCGACGCACAAUUCGUUACCGAACCAGGCUUGACUAAGAUUGGAAACCUGGUUGUUCAUUCUCCCGUUACCCGUGGUGGUCGUGACAGAGAUAUCGAGGUCAGCUUAUACUUCGGUGGUACCGAAAUUACAGCCACAGCUUUAGAUGUUUCAAGUGGGAAUGUAAAACAAACAACUCUUGACUUUUUCCCUAAGUCUUAAAGGUGCGAAAAUUAACAUGUCCUGUCAUGGACUAUAUAAUUUUUAUGGACUUACUCGGCAAAAAGUUAUCAGCUUGUGACACAUUCUGUCUUUUAGUGUGUAACAUCGCUUUCAAAUUGAAGUAGCCACUGUUUAUCAAACCAAACAAAGAUGUGAAAAAAAACAAAAAAACAAAAAAACCAACAAACAAAUAGUACUUUAAAGCAAGAGAUUACGAACUGUUAAUAAGCCUUGGUUGAAAAGAGUUGAAAAAGCCUUAAAAAGUCAAAUCACAAAGAAAGGAAUCAAAACAAAACAAAAACUGAGAAAUUGUAAAUGGAACAAUCGAAACACACAAACAAAAAACAAAGAGUUAAAAGGUCUCUAGCUGGCUGCAAAGCCAUAGUAUAUGGAGGCGUAAAAAUACUUUUUGUCUUAGAAUUUAAAUUACAACGUUGUAUGUGCUACUUUUAUAAAGUUCCAUUUAGACACAAUUAAAUUGGUUAAAAAAUAAAAUAACAGUUUAAUAAACUGAGGGUUGUCAUCAUAGUUUCGAUGAGCCCUCUACAUGUACGUAGCAUCCCCACCAUUCUAUUUUUAGUGCUUCAUCUGAUUUGAUUAUUAUAAUUGUUCAUACAUGAAGUUUGUUUCUGUUAAGGAUCAUUGUUUUCUCGUUGCCGUCUCUUGCAUUUCUCUCUAAUAUUCUCGUGUCGAUCUUUUGCUGUUGUUUGGUUCCUUUUCAUUUGAUAACUUUCUUUAAAACAAUAUCUUAUGGGAUUGAAAUCAGUUAACGCAGAAUAGAUCUUAAAAACAUUAGUUAAUUUUUUUGAAAAAAAUUGAACAAGGAUCAAAAGCAGCUAAUCAACUACGACAAGUUUGGGUCAAGAAAGUCUUUUUCUUUCAUGAUAUUUGGGUUUUCCGCGCUUUUGAUUUCCCGCAAAUGACGGCUAAAACAGCAGCAGCGUCCAUGGAUAGUCUGAGACCAAAUCUGAACGAGCUGUUCUCCAUUCUGAUGAAAUGAGAUAAAACUAGGGCUGUUAGGGGUUCCAUCGCAGGGCAAGAGGCCAUCUCGGUUUCAGGUCUGGACCAACAAUAAACCACGAAUUGUGCCUAAUAUUUUGAUGUGAAUAGGUUACUUCAUUGGCCCCAGUCGAGAUCAACUGAGUAGGAAAAAGGGGGAAUUGCAUCAAGAUAAGCCAAAAAUGAACUACAGAUUUCUGAACAUAAACUCUUUCCUGCCUCGUAGCUACCUAAAUACAUUACUAAGAAGGUCUAAGGAGAAAUAUUAAGUAAGAAGCACAUCUCACUUAUUAUGAAACAUUAGUUGUUGAAGACCCUCGUAUGCAUUUAGAAAACGUCCCUUAAGUUCGUGUGAAUGAUGAUGGUACAAACUCCGGAUGGUCCGUUUUCAUGUUAUCAA